Messenger RNA from Ceratitis capitata (Mediterranean fruit fly), 2379 nucleotides. RefSeq names its product NGFI-A-binding protein homolog (gene nab). NCBI's taxonomy places the organism in Eukaryota, Metazoa, Arthropoda, Insecta, Diptera, Tephritidae. Gene Ontology annotation, molecular function: transcription factor binding; transcription coregulator activity. Bases 1 to 2235 code for a protein of 744 amino acids. The transcript has 6 exons. Gene Ontology annotation, cellular component: nucleus. The record is from RefSeq and is a predicted model, not a curated record. Gene Ontology annotation, biological process: negative regulation of DNA-templated transcription.
AUGGAUUCCAGCAGUUCCGCGGGCGCUACAGUUGCGACAAUUACAAAUCCGCCGCCCAACGCCACAACGCCGCCCAUAAACGCUACAUUGUCUGCCAGUACCUUACCAACAGCAACGACCGCAGUAACAACGUCGAAUAGCGUUUUAGCCACAACAGCAAAUACAACAAUUUCUAGCAGUAGUAAUGUAACGAGUAUUGCCUCCACAGCUGCCACUUCCGUCAUAGCCGUCGGCAAUCAGACGUCAAGCGCAGUUCUAGCGCCGAUCGCGUCGGCAAGUGUCGGCGCUGUAAGUGCUGUGGGUGGUGGCGUUGGUGGCGCUCAUAGCCUAACAGCAACGUGUAGUCAGCCCACACUGCCGCAACAGUCGCUUCCCGUCGUGGAUCUAUCCAAGGGUGAUGAUAUUAAUAAUUCUUCGUUAGCCAGUGGUAUUUCCGAAGGACAACGUUCGCUCUCUGCUGCGCCCUCUGCCUCGUCGAGCCCGAUUUUGAGUCCAUCUGGAAAGAUUUUCGGACGCAAUGCUAAUGGCACAAUGGUCGCCACAUCUCGCCCGAUUAACGAAGCUGAAACGCAACUCUAUCGUGUACUACAACGUGCCAGUCUACUCGUCUACUAUGACACACUCUUAGAAAUGGGCGGCGACGAUGUACAGCAGCUGUAUGAGGCGGGCGAAGAGGAGUUUCUGGAAAUUAUGGCGCUAGUAGGUAUGGCGUCGAAACCUUUACAUGUACGACGCCUGCAAAAGGCGUUACAUGAGUGGGCCAAUAAUCCGUCAUUGUUUCAGGGUCCCAUAAGUUCCACAUCUAGUCUCUUCGAUACGCCAACCAAAUCAGCCGGGAUACACAUGAAAACCGAUGUUUCACCAUCAUUUACGCGCACCACAUUCCCCACAUUUAAUCCCACACCUUCAGCAUUUAAUCCUACACCUUUAGCCGCUACAUCUUCCCAUUUAAUAUCACAAAUAUGUCAACCUGUCAUUUCUAUGCCCGCUAUACAACCACAUACACCAUUACCGCUACCCACAGCUGCAUUGCCCGUCGCCACCGCACCUGUCGCACCACCCACACUUAGUGCUUCAACUGGCGGCGGUGCUGUUGGCGGCACUCUAGCCACCACACAUCAAGUGUCCUCUAGCUCGCCACAACUCACGCCGGUGCUCACAGAAAUGCAAGUUGCACGUAUAACACAAGGCGCUGAGAAGAUCGCACGUCAAUUGCCACAACGCGAACCACGCGUACACACCUCGAAGAAACGCACAAGUCGCGAGCUGGAGCAGGUCAUAGCCAUGCAUGAGAACGACCCACGUCGCAUGGAUGAGAUUCGUAAGUAUUCGGCUAUUUAUGGACGUUUCGAUUGUAAGCGUCGUCCAGAGAAACCGCUUACUCUACACGAAGUGUGCGUCAAUGAGGCAGCAGCACAGUUGUGUCGUUUGGUGCCCGCGCUACUAACACGUCGUGAUGAACUCUUUCCGCUGGCCCGUCAAAUUGUUAAGGAUGCUGGUUUUGGUCAUUCGGCAAGUAUAGCACGAUAUGGUGGUCUCUUGCCACAGGUAAUGCAAGCGCAACAAGCGAUGGCUCGUUCGGCAGCCGUCUUGGAUUGUGAGUCAAGCGACUCGACGGCAUCUGCCUCGAGUAAGCGUACACGUUUGGCCUCUACUGAGACAACGAAUACCCUAACACCUGCCGAUUUGGGUCUGAGUCGGGAAUCAACGGAGGAUUCGCGUUAUAAUCUCUUCGCUAUGUAUCACAAAUUUGCUAAGCCGCCGUUCGAUCUAACGGACAUCAGCAAAUUUAACCUGAACAAAAGCGAGUAUGACGAUAACGACAAUGAUUCACGGCUUUCUUUCAGCAAUUCCAGCUCACCUACGAUGCCCCCUAGUUCCCUGGAAAAUGACCGCGACCUACCCGAAUCGAUGAAAUUUAAAAGCUUAACAUCUUUCGCACCAAAUGUGAUUUCCACCACAGCAGCGCACAGCGGUCAAGAACUGUUAGACAGUUCGAAUCACAAUAAAUCUUCACCCAAUCACCAGCAGCAACGGGGCCAAUUGAAAAUGAUGAGCUGUCCAACAACUGAUGCCACAGUGGGUAUGUUGAGCAAUUCGCCACUCGGCGGCGUACAAGUAAUUUCGGCAGCUGGUGGUCAUAUUAUUGCCGUGGCGAAUCCUGCACUCGCGCUGAGUCCUACACUCAAUGAGGCGUUGAGUUUGAAGAGAGAAGUGAAUUCGCCGGAGAUGUAAAUAUUUAGGGAAUCAGUUGAAAUGGUUUACACCGUGAGGGGCAGUGCUGGUUAGACGUCGCUAAUUUUACUGUUCACCUUGAAUAUACGAGUACAUGUAAUUUAACUGUUAUGUAAUGAAAAAAAACAAGAGAACACACAAAAA